Messenger RNA from Funneliformis caledonium, 227 nucleotides. NCBI's taxonomy places the organism in Eukaryota, Fungi, Glomeromycota, Glomeromycetes, Glomerales, Glomeraceae. The record is from the annotation of a GenBank genome assembly.
AUGUCUAGACAUCGUCUUUUACGACCAGAAAUCUUUGAACCUUCACAAUUUCGAAUAAGAGCAUCUAAAAAAGAUAAACAAGACUCUAAUAAUUACAAAAAUAAUUACCCAAGACAUUUAUUUAAUUCAAGUCAAUUUAUUAUAUCACAAGAUAAUAAUAAAUAUCAAAAUACUUUUAAUACUCAAGAUUAUAAACAAGAAAAUGAACUUGGACAAAAAAAUUAUGA